GGGAACUGUAGUGAAGUUGUCUCAAGGGUAGAACUUGUGGGCUAUUUCGUUUCGAGGAUUCGCGAUGUUCUAGUUUGAAUAAACCGUAAUUUUUCACCAACGUUCUUGACAAUCGGAUGAGAUGAUAUCUUGUCAUCCCAACUGGCCCCAUAACUUUAAACCAACAUAUCAAAUGUAGGUUCGACAGCCCUUACUUAGGUCCAAACUACCUAUUACAUGUCAUCUAUUAGCGAUUCUCCGGAUAAUCAUAAACAAGCUAGACUGCCAGGACAUCUCGUAUACAUAGGAAUAUGGAUAUUAACUUAGCCAACCACUCGGUACGUCCUAUCUCCAUGCGGUUGUGUUACAUCCGGCCACAUCUCGCUCACCAAGGCCCUCUCGGCCGCAAGCGGUAGUCGGUAAGGACCCGGGAGGUCGAGACCGGGCUCGCGGGUACGCUGCGAUAUAUAUAUCUGUCUUACUACCCAUGCUGGUGGCAAACGCAGAAAAAUAGAUGACAAGGUGCCAAUAUCGAAUACUCCCUUGCUCUACUAGAUAAGUCAACGACGCGGCCGAUCAUCUUCUCGGUCUGACGUUUCCUCUUCUCUUCCUCGCUGCAUCGUAGACUUUUCCCGCGAAAACCCCUUGCGUGACGUCCGAUAAGAAAUCGAGAUUUAUACCCGCGAGCUAGGAUAUUCCACACCGCAUUGCAAGAUGAAGCUCCCACAAUCCCUCCUCCUAGCCCUGCAAUACACCACAACCGCACUCGUCCUAGCAGCACCCGUAACCGUGUCCACGGCCGCAGAAGAAGCGCCCGCGUCGUGGCGCCUGGACUGCGGGUCCCCCGGGAUCACGGCGAUGUGCUCGGCGAGCAACAACGGCGCGCACUGCGACCCGGUUUCUGGCGACUUGACGAUUAUCCUCGCGGGCACGUGCGGUGCGUGUAAGUGUGUGAGCGAGGGGCAGUGUUCGAGGGGGUGUGGGAAGGAGGUGGAGGAUGAGUGAUGUGUGGUGGUGGAUGGAAUUGUGAUGGUGGUGAUGGUGCUGGUGAUGCGUAGGUGAUAGAUGGAUAGGUGGUGGUGGCGGGGAGGGGCGGAGGGGAGGGGUUAGGCAGAUUAGGGGGCGCGGGUUACUACACUCUUUAGCUGUGCUGUGCUGGUGGCGGAUGUUGAAUGAAGCGAAAAUGCUGUAUGGAUAGAUGUGCCCUUGGAGUGAUUGAUGAAUUUGGAAUAUACGGCGCUGGAUAACGGGUUUAUAAUCGGACAAGACGGAAGGGAAAGAUCGCGGAAUGUAUUCGAAUUAUACACAUGCUACCUAAACAUCCUUCUGCGAUAUUUCGACUCGGGCAUAUGGCUCCUUUGUACUAAUCUGUGUAGAUGAGGAGCCUCGCCAGGAAUUAAGCAUUGCGACAAUGAAGAUAAAUGAGAAGUGUUCACCUCGUGAGGCGGUAUUGCACUUGAUAACACGAACAUUUGAAGAAGAUGGCCUG
This is a messenger RNA of Annulohypoxylon maeteangense, 1468 nucleotides long. RefSeq lists its product as uncharacterized. The transcript is spliced from 2 exons. The coding region runs from base 694 to 984 and encodes 96 amino acids. Lineage: Eukaryota; Fungi; Ascomycota; Sordariomycetes; Xylariales; Hypoxylaceae. The record is from RefSeq and is a predicted model, not a curated record.